AUGUCCAAGCCUGUCUUCGUCCUCCUUCACGGCGCAUGGCACAGUCCAAAAUGCCGGAGCCGUCUCAGCGCCGAGCUUGACAGAGCCGGAUGCAGCUCCGUCGCGCCUGCGCUGCCCUCAUCGGGAUCCACGCCUCCAACGCCGGACUGGUCCAAAGAUGUCGAGACAAUACACAAGACCGUCUCAGAUCUUGUGCAGGAAAACGACGUCGUCGUUGUCAUGCACAGCUUCAGUGGGAUGACUGGCGGCACCUCCCUCGAGGGGCUGGACAAGCAGACUUGCUUAUCUAAGGGGCUGAAGGGCGGUGUCAUCAGACUCGUCUACAUUGUCGCCUUUCUUGUGCCCGAGGGAUUCCAGCAUUCCCCCCGGGGUACCCGCGACAAUAUGAUUCCUGAGAUGAGAACUGACAUUAAAACGAGUGCUAAUAUCAUCACGGUGCUCCCGGAGGACGUCAAGGACAUGUUCUACCAGGACUUAGAUGACGAGACCGUCGCUGAGCUGCGCAAGGACCUCCGUCCACAGAGCUUCGCCUCCUUCUGGAGCACUACCACUCACGCUGCGUGGCGGUAUAUCCCGACCACGUAUGUCCUAUGUUUGAAGGAUAGGCCGACUACUGUGGCUGCGGCUCGGUACCUUAUUGGAACGGCCAAGGCGAGCGGGAGGCAUGAAAUCGACAAUGCCGCGCUGGAUGCGAAAUACAAGGCGUAG
This is a messenger RNA of Diaporthe amygdali, 708 nucleotides long. RefSeq lists its product as uncharacterized. NCBI's taxonomy places the organism in Eukaryota, Fungi, Ascomycota, Sordariomycetes, Diaporthales, Diaporthaceae. The record is from RefSeq and is a predicted model, not a curated record. Bases 1 to 708 code for a protein of 235 amino acids. The transcript is spliced from 3 exons.